AUGGGCCAUAUAACCAAGUUGGUAACGGGUGAAGAUGGUGAAGUAAGAGAAGCAGGCGGUAACCUUUCCUCAGGGAAGCAAAUACGUAGACCUGUAAACCUCUUGGUACCUCUUGAGCUAGAGGACAGGACGGCAAAACCGAUGAUGUCUCUCGAAACACUCGAUGAAGAAGUCACAUGCAUAGCUGUUAUCACCGGAAGCCGCUCGGAAACGGAGAUGAGAGAACACACGAAACUGACGAAAGAGGCGAUCUCGCGACAAGUUUCCACGGCGCUCUCCAUCGAAGAGGAUUACGAGCACCUCAAAAAAGAACGAGUGUUUUAA
This is a messenger RNA of Cylicocyclus nassatus, 324 nucleotides long. NCBI's taxonomy places the organism in Eukaryota, Metazoa, Nematoda, Chromadorea, Rhabditida, Strongylidae. The record is from the annotation of a GenBank genome assembly.